Messenger RNA from Penicillium nucicola, 1191 nucleotides. RefSeq lists its product as uncharacterized. Lineage: Eukaryota; Fungi; Ascomycota; Eurotiomycetes; Eurotiales; Aspergillaceae. Bases 1 to 1191 code for a protein of 396 amino acids. The record is from RefSeq and is a predicted model, not a curated record. Gene Ontology annotation, molecular function: protein binding. The transcript has a single exon.
AUGCGGUAUCAUCUCAAGUCGCUCCUGCUUGCGCUCACGCUCGGCGCCAGCACCGCAUUAGCACAGGAUGCUGCUUCAGCGCUCGUGAGCCGUCGCCUCACCGAGUAUCUGAUGCCAGCCGCCGCCGAGACACACGAGUUUGCACGCGUGCCGGACUCGAACUUCGUGCUGCUGACGCAAAUGUCCGACAGCCAGCUCAUCAAGAUCGAGCUCGACCCAACCACCGAAGAGCCGAUUGCAUUUCACUCAUUCCACAUAGGAAAGAACAGUACAUCCGAACUACACGGCGUGUGGCCAUCAACCGUCCACCCCGGCAUGAUGUGGCUCUCACUACAAGGCGACAACGAACUCCUACUCGUCGACCCGGGCCAGAACCUCUCAACCGCGCCAUCCAUCAUCAAGACGAUCCCCAUCCCAGCGCCAGGCAACGGCCCGCACUGCGUCUUCGAGAUCGGAGACCGCGUCUGGGCCGGACUGAAGGUCGCAUCCGAGCAAACAGGCCAGUACUACGUAUUCUCAGCCUCGAUAUCCAACAGCACCGACCAGACCCUCUACCCAUGUCUCAACAGCCCAGUAUUCAUCAAGGAAGAGCCGACAACAGGCCUUAUCUACGUCACGCAAGACACCGACUCCUCCAUCAUGCGCAUCAACGUCACCAGCAGCGAGACAGCGCAGCUCCCGAUCCCGCCCAGCGUCGGCAACAACGCCGUCGGCAUGAUCAGCGCCUCGGGCCCGCUGAGCGGCGUGUGGUUCACGCUCGCCGGCAACGCCACCGGCGGCACAGGCACCUUCGGCCACAUCGGCUCCUCUGGCGAGAUGGAGUUCUUCCAGCUGCAGCAUCCACUGCUCGGCACCAAUGCCGGCCUGCUGCAUCUGGCCGAUGCGUCGAGCGUGGCCGGCGGCCCGGCCUUGUGGCUGUUGUCGACGUCGCUGCUUAGUGCUAAUUCGCCGGAUGCGCUGAUCCGUGUCACUUUCGAUGCGGCUGUUACGUCGGUUUCGGGCGAGGAAUAUGUUUCCAUGCUUACGCAGAAUGCUAUGGUGCAUCGCGUCUUGCCGUUGGAUGCUACUGUCUUGGUCUCUGAGCUGCAUACUUUUACGCUCGCUCAGCUUACUUAUAAUAAUACUGUUGCUGGGCAGUGGUUGCCUGCUGAGGCGGUUAGUAAUACUACGGUUUAUACUCAGGCUGGUUAA